GAAACCCUGCAGCACGGGAAGAACAUGCGUAAGUACUAGAUGUGUUGGGCAAAUUAACAUGUAACAUUUUAAUUAUAUUCUGCUGAAAUGAACGUGACGACUCGAGGAAAAAAAGACUCAUUCAUUUUGCUGAGCGAGAUUCAAAGAUCCGAGGCAGUAAAAUGAUCCGAACUUCCCAUCACUAGGCUCUGUGUAAAUUAUUACUAGAGAAAAACAUAUCCGAUGAGCGCAUGAAUAAGAACCUGUGAUUUGCCUUGCAGCCGGAACUACUGUAGUACUGACCUGCUCUUAUAGGAUAUGACGCAACAUCUUCUGACCAAUCAGAUUCCAGAAUUCAACAUAAGCCGCCGCAACUGUACGUGACGUCGCUGCAUUUACGCCUGCGUCUUUCAGACCAAUCAGACGAGAAAACAGAACUAAAGUCCCGCCCAUUUAUAGAUCUUGGCCAAUGCCGUUCGUAUUCAGUUGCAUACGUAAGGAAAAAAACAGUCAAGCCCUGUAGAAUGUGUAACAUGGCCGUCUGGAGGGAGAGGAGUACAAGGUUUAGGGGACAGAUAUUCGGCAUUAGUUCAGCUGUGAGACUGACGGAUGAUGCUACGAUUUAUUCAUGAUGUAACUAUUCUUUUCUAUUAGUGGUCUCGGCCCAUGAGAAUAAUUCUGGCUCGUUAGAAAGCAGUGUAGCGGAAGGGGAACCAGUGGCGGCGGUUGACGCUCACUGCAUGCACGCUGUCUCUCAGAGCGAGGUUGCUGUUUCUCUUCUCACACUGGCAGUACUGUUAGGAUUAGCGUUUGGGGGCCGGCGGACGUGUUUACCUGCAGCAGGACGGGACUCGGCCCUGACGACCAGCGCCGCGUCUCCUCACGGAGCAUGGUGAGAGAGCACGGGUCACCAUGGAGCUGCACGAUAAGAUGCAGGAGGAAGGAGUGACUGUGUUGGGUCUGACUACAGCCCAGGCUUUAGGAACACUCCGGGAUCAGCUCUCCAGCCUCCUGGAGCAGCAUCAGAAGCCCAGCCAGCGUAGAUCCACCAUCCAGGAGCUGUGGGCGAAGAGUUUCCUCCACCAUAAUGACCGUCACUCCUGCUUCCAUUGGCCUGGAGCUGCUUUCAUGUUGCUCGUAGUCUUGGGAUUGCUGUGUUGCCAUGGCAAGCAGCCAAAGGGCAGUGAAGGCAUUGAAUUGGUGAAUGCAGGAGCGCUCUUUCUCCUGCUACUGCUCAACCUCGUCCUUAUUGGACGUCAGCAGAGACUGAAGAAGAGCGAGAUGUUGCGGCGACUGAAGUCCAUCAUUUCAGAUCUGAAUGCUCACUUGGAAGGGAGUGGAGGACAGCCAAUCAGAUGGGCCUCUUCUCGAUACCCUGACUUGUACACACCUUCCUCUCUGUCCUGGUCUCUGCACUGGACGUACCGUGACGAGCAGUUGGUUAACCUACCUGUCAGUCUGUUGGUGGAAGGUGAUGUCAUUGCUCUCAGGCCAGGCCAGGAAGCAUUCGUCUCUCUUAGAGGCAUUAAGGAUGAUGAACACAUUGUGCUGGAGCCCGGAGAUCUGUUUCCUCCAUUCUCCCCUCCUCCCUCCCCUCGAGGAAAUAAUAGAAAGGGGCUCCACAGCCCCCAGCAGCACCGCCUCUUCAGGGUGGUGCGCACACCCAUUCUUGACAAUAUCAGGAACAGUCUUGAUCUCGCUCUCUCUCGACCAGUCACAGCUCUCGAUAAUGAACGCUUCACGGUGCAGUCCCUUAUAGCGAAGUUUGCCUGCCCUGCUGUCCUGGUGGCAUUUUUUACUGUGAACACAAUCCGCUAUUUUUGUGGCACUCCAGGUCUAACACCAGGGCAAUUCAACUUUUUUCAGCUGCAGAUGAUGGGAGUGCUGCCCAUUCUACCUCUGCUGUUUCCUAUCAUGUGGGUCCUGGUCAUCGCUUAUGGAGAGGCACGAGUAUUAGCAGAAUUCAGCCGCAACUCUCCAACAGGCCUGCUGGCUAAGUUCUCUGAGGACACUCUAAGCAGCUACACGGAAGUGAUGUCCUCCCAGGAGAUGCUGCGCUGUGUGUGGAGACAUUUGGUCGGUGUUCUGAAAGGAGAAUCUCAGACACUGUGUUAUACCUCGAGCCUGCUACGCAACCUGGGAUCAGUCACAGUACUAUGCUGUGUGGAUAAGCAGGGUGUUCUGUCCUGGCCCAACCCUAGUCCAGAGACGGUGCUAUUCUUCAGCGGCCGCGUUGAACCGCCUCACGACAGCCAGGAGGAUCUCCGAGACGACCUGUCUGUUAACUCUUUCAGUCGUACAGACGGAGAGGACGACAGAGCUGAGGCUCAGGAAGGUGAGGCUCUCCUCAACGUACACGCCCGUGAACCUGUCCUACAUCUAGUUAACGAGCAGGAGUCCAGUGAGGUGUUGCAUGAUACGGGCCGCUCCUGCGACAUGCACCGUACACGUCGAGGUCCUCAGAACACACGCUCCAAACACCCGUCGGGUUCCAAUGUCAGCUUCAGUCAUGACACUGAGGGCGGAGAGGAGUCCAGCGCUCAGCUGUGUAUCGUUGGUGAUGAUCUGUGUGAGGCGGAGGACUUUGUUUGCGACUAUCAUCUGGAGAUGCUGAGUCUGUCCCAGGACCAGCAGAACCCUGUCAGUAUUCAGUUUGACGACUCGGGCUGGCAGGGCCACUUGUCCUCUCUGAAGCCGUUGGGACUAAACAUCAUGCUGAACCUGUGCAACGCUCGGGUCACGCAGCUGCUAUGCCGCUUCUCGGACCACCUCUCCAACUUGGCACUGCAGGAGAGUCAUGGUGCUGUGCUCCCUGUGCACGUUCCCUGGGGCCUCUGCGAGCUGUCUCGCCUCAUAGGUUUUACUCCCGGCGCACGAGAGCUCUUUAACCAGGAGAACCACUUGGCUUUGUACCAGCUGCCUAACGGAGACAAGGCCAGUGAGUCGUGCACGCGCCGCGUUCACCAGGUCACCAAACGCCAGCCACCUAUUAGUCAUCUGAUCAGCCUGCUAGUGCGAGACAGCACAACCAACAAUGUACAGAUGCUCUCCCACGGCUCGGCUGACCUCAUCCUGGAGGCCUGCACCGACUUCUGGGACGGAACAGACAUCUACCCGCUCUCUGGCUCUGACAGGAAGAAGGUUCUGGAUUUCUACCAGCGUGCAUGCCUGUCUGGUUACUGCUCUGCAUUUGCAUAUAAGCCCAUGCAGGUGGCGCUGUCAAGUCAACUAAACGGGAAGUGUAUAGAGCUGGCGCCCGGCCCAGCACUCUUCUCCGGAGUGGAGCUGCCCGGCACCACGCCCAUCAAACACAGCGGCCGCCGCAACAGCUGGAGCUCAGAUGAGGGUAUAGGCGAGGGCUUGGAGAAGGAGGACUGUGUUCAGGCCCUGAGCGGGCAGAUUUUCAUGGGCAUGGUGUCGUCACAGUUCCAGGCCCGCUUGGACACGGUGCGGCUCAUUGAGAACCUGGUGGGAGCCUGCAUCCGAUUCGUCUACUUCUCCAGGGAGGAUGAGCUGCGCAGCAAGGUGUUUGCAGAGAAGAUGGGUUUGGAAACAGGCUGGAACUGUCACAUCUCUCUGACCCCUAAUGGAGAUGGCCAUGGUGAUGGAGCUCCCUCUAGCCCUAGCCAGGCAGGCUCUCUUCAUGAUGAUCUACUGCCAGAUUCCCGGGAUGAUGCCGAGGGCCCGUUACUCGCCGAGGACGAAGGCCAGUCGGAUCUCGCCAGCUUCCAGGCUACAGAGAGCGACGUGCCCAGCUUCCUCGCUGAUGGCAAUCGAGCCAAGCUGCCUCGUGGCAUCCAUCAGGUCCGCCCUCACCUGAAGAACAUUGACAAUGUGCCACUGCUCGUGCCCCUUUUCACCGACUGCACUCCUGAAACCAUGUGUGAGAUGAUGAAGAUUAUGCAGGAGAACAGAGAGGUGACAUGCUGUUUGGGGAGCUCAGCUAAUUUCCAUAACAGCUGCCUGUUUAUACAGAGUGACCUCAGUAUCUCUCUGGACCCGCUGUACCCAUCUCGGUGCUCAUGGGAGACAUUUGGCUAUGCUUCCGGCAAUGUUGUGAACGAGGAGAUGGAGGAACUGACCCCACUGCGGCUUAGUGCACGUCUCAACAGCCUCAGCUGCUCUGUCACCUUACACCAGGGUGAAAGCUUCAGCCUGGUCAGGCUUAUAGAGCAGGCCAGGCACACCACAUACGGCAUUCGCAAGUGCUUCCUCUUCCUGCUGCAGUGCCAGCUCACGCUGGUCCUCAUUCAGUUCUUGGCUUGUCUUACUCAGCUUCCACCUCCACUAAACAUAACAGACAUUCUUUGGCUUUCCUGCUUCUGUUACCCACUGCUGAGCGUGUCCUUCUUGGGGAAGCCACCAGACAGCUCCGUGAUGACAGUGGCUACUGGGAAAAAUCUAGACGACAUCCCUCGUAAGACUCAGCAGUACUUCCUGGGUUGGUUCCUGCUCAAGUUUGGUCUGACAGUGUGUGUUUACCUGCUGGGAUUUGGAUUCUCCCUGCAGACAGUGUUUGCUAAAAAUGCUAAUGACAGCAUUGUUAACAGUACCCAUAUCUUUACUGCUAGCUCAUCUGAAAAGUGGUUUCAUGAAUUAUCGAAUGGUCUGCUGCUCAUCCAGAAAGUCAUGGCAGGCUUCCUGGCUCUGCAUACUGUGGUUAUUUCUUUUAGCUAUGUGCACCGUUCUCAGCCACUCUGGAGGAAGAAUCCUUUCAGCAACACAUGGUGGUGUCUCACCGUGCCUCUUGUGCUGUUGGGUCAGGUGGUGCAGGCUAUAAUAGAUUAUCAUUUAUGGCACGACAGAAGUAAUAAUGGCAAGACAGGUCUGGACUUUACAUUAAGCCAUGUGCCCAUGGAGGUGUGGCUGCUGGGGUCACUGUCCACUGUGCUGGUGGUGCUGAUCAACGAGGCUGUCAAACUGCACGAGAUCAGGGUCCGUGUGCGUUACCAGAAGAGGCAGAAGCUCCAGUUUGAGACAAAGCUAGGAAUGAACUCUCCUUUCUGAGCUGCUGUAACACGAGUCUUUUUUUGCUGUAAGAUCACUGUUCCCAUUGGUGAGCAGUGGAGUAAGAGGAGUUGUUUUUUUUUUUUUUCUCAGUGCCUCACUCCUGACACUAACUCACAAACUCUGUGCGUUCCAGCAUCGCUUCAAGCCACCAGAAUACCGAGACGGCAUCUAUUCUCCAUCACUAGCUUCCACGUUCAAAUUUUCUUUACCUCUUAUGGUGUGAGUUAUGUGUAUGCAUGCUCCCUGUGGUUUGGCUAGGAGAAAACUGUAGUGUUAUGAGUUUAGUACAAUUGGUGUACAACUAAAGUUAUCUUAAAAAUGACAGGAUGAUUAUAGAUGGACAAUCUCCUUACCUUGUAAUGUAACGGUAUGCAAGACGAGUGUGGAAGUUUUAAUAAGGCACAUUGUGUGUUGACUCGGAUUUUAAUGAUAAGCUAAAGAACUAUAGGACUUAGGAGGAUAUUUUUCGGUGGUUAUAGGUAGCGUUUAGAAAGCAGAAGCAACAUGCUGUUUUGUCUUCAUGUACGUUUCUUCACACCAAAUACUGAGGAAUCUUUUACAUACAUUUAAAUGUCAAUGUUUUUGUACAUCCUUCCAAAUACCUCAUGUCUAAUGCUUGCCACAGAGAUAGUUUUGCACUUACACCAACUCAAGUAAGUUUAUUCAAAUAAAUAAAAAGGUGUGCUUAUCAAACGACACUAUAAGAGUGGAACCGCUUUUAACGAAUGCUCUGACUUGAUAUGUGUCAGCCAAAAUAAGAGCCAAAAUUUUGCUUACUCGCACAUCCUUUGAUCAGAUGGAUCACUAUAGCAAAUCGAUUCUCUACACUUCUGAACUCUAACCAUUUCAUUCGAUUCCACAGAUGACGGUCUUGUUAUGGGUUAUACUGGUGUGAUUGAGUUUAUGGCUGUUCUACCUCUUGCUGAUUGCCUCGAAAAUAUUCUACACCAUCAGUGGCUCAGUGGUCAAGGUAAAGGUUGUGAGCGAGUGAUCAGAAGAUCAAAUCUAAGGCUCUCCAGAGAACCACUUCAGGCUUCUUGAGCAAGGUUCUGAAUCCUCAACGGAGUGUCACGUUGGGUAAAUGCAUCUGCUAAACGAAUAAAUGUAAAUAGAAAUGUUUAAAUCGGGGAAAAAAGGGGGCUUUACUGAUCAAUAUGUGAUUAUUAAUAUGGUUUAUUGAAACUUACCAGCAUUUCUUCUUCCUUAGAGGUGAUGUUCUGUUUAAGGCCAAGCAAAACCUCGCUGUGGCUUUAAUGCAGUGUGGCCACUAAAACAUUGCUUCAGAUUGCCUGCAUCACUUUCUUCCACUUUCUCGCCCAUUUUGCCGACUUCUAAUCUUCCAUGUACUUCUCCUCUCACUGAACACCAUAUAGAGUAGUAUGAGCUCUUCAUGCCUUUUAGCUCUUUUUCAUAUCUAUUAAACUACCUUUAGUAUAGAUGUGUUGUAAGUACUUAUUCCUUAUGCUUAUACAUGACUCCAUCCUACUAGUCUUAACCAGCCUUUACUUAAUAGUCCCUGCAUCUGAUGCACUUAUUUAUUUAUUUAUUUUACGGCACACGUCUGUAUUUUUCAUGGAUAGUGCAUUAUAUUUAAGAAGGCCUUUUCCCACACAGUUGCUGUGUCUGAAUAUGUGCAGAACAUCAUGACUUGUGUCUUUACUGUACUCUUUUCACCAUGUAGGCAGAUCUUCACGUUUAUACACAGAAUGUAUUCAAACAGUGUUGGUCCUCCUGCUAUGUUUCCACCUCAGGGCGGUUUGAAACAUCUGUAUAAGCAUCUGUGUAUCAGACAGGGCAGUGAUAUGAAACAGGCGUUAACUGAGUGAGAGUCUAACUGCUGCUUUAGUGCUGGUAUAGAAAUGAUAGAAGGUGACAUGUUGGGGUAAUCAGCAGAGACGUUUGUAUUAUUUUUGUUGUUGUUUGUUUGUUUUAAUGCACUGAUCAGUUCUGUGUAUU
This is a messenger RNA of Ictalurus furcatus (blue catfish), 6945 nucleotides long. RefSeq names its product transmembrane protein 94 (gene tmem94). The record is from RefSeq and is a predicted model, not a curated record. Bases 892 to 4986 code for a protein of 1364 amino acids. The transcript has 32 exons. NCBI's taxonomy places the organism in Eukaryota, Metazoa, Chordata, Actinopteri, Siluriformes, Ictaluridae.